This is a messenger RNA of Caenorhabditis elegans, 638 nucleotides long. RefSeq lists its product as uncharacterized. Lineage: Eukaryota; Metazoa; Nematoda; Chromadorea; Rhabditida; Rhabditidae. The record is from RefSeq and is marked reviewed. Bases 334 to 540 code for a protein of 68 amino acids. The transcript is spliced from 2 exons.
ACGCUCAGAAUCUCGUUCAAAUGUUCUUUCAAACAAUGUAACAAUGUGACCAAUACUUUUUUGUUUAUAUAAAACAGUCUGUGUCUCUAAUCUCUAGUUUAACACUGUCCUCCGUACCCCACAAUUAUUCAUUCAUACUUUUCAUCGAGCUUUUGUGUACAGGCUCUCUCACUUUGAUUUUAUUAAUUAUUUAUAUUUAAUUACUACUGAAUAGUUUUUGAAUAUUCUUCUUCUAUUCGAAUCAGGAAACUUUUGGAAACCGGUUCUAAGUCCCUUUGAUGCUCCCGAGUGGACUUUGAAGGAGAAAUUCGAGAUAUUAGAGUGUGAGCUUAAAUGGGAACAAAGGCGAAGAACGACAGAGAAGCCAUCAUCCAAAGUGGUUUCGGUGGAUCUACAGAGUCUGGAGAAUGUUCGGAUAGCAGCUUCUACUGCGACAUCUUCGACAGCCACGGUGGCUCAGAUGCACAAGAAGAGGAAGAUUGCCUUCGAAUUGGAUCCGGUGCUAACAAGUCCCGCGUGGCAGGCCUAUUAGAAAAUUAAUGACUAAAUACAUCCUCCCAACAGAAGGCACAUUUCCAAGGAUAACUUUUUUUUUUUAUAAAUUGUCAUUUUUAAAUUUAUAAAAUUGUACCAACUCA